Messenger RNA from Bufo gargarizans (Asiatic toad), 1110 nucleotides. It is a transcript of the gene SPO11, whose product is annotated as SPO11 initiator of meiotic double stranded breaks. The record is from RefSeq and is a predicted model, not a curated record. Gene Ontology annotation, biological process: meiotic DNA double-strand break formation; reciprocal meiotic recombination; meiotic DNA double-strand break processing. NCBI's taxonomy places the organism in Eukaryota, Metazoa, Chordata, Amphibia, Anura, Bufonidae. Gene Ontology annotation, cellular component: nuclear chromosome. Gene Ontology annotation, molecular function: DNA topoisomerase type II (double strand cut, ATP-hydrolyzing) activity; ATP binding; DNA binding. The transcript is spliced from 13 exons. Bases 46 to 1110 code for a protein of 354 amino acids.
UGCUAAAAGCCAUACAAAGAUGUGAAAGGCAAAAUCCAGAAGUAAAUGAGUUCUCAGGUUGUUGCUGCAAUUGAUAAGAUCGUCCAUGAGGUUUUGGAAAGUCUUUCUAAAGAUGAAGCCCCAGUUCUGACAGUGGAAAACAGAUCAAACUGGACCAACAUUGAGUUUACUGAUUCAGUUGGAUUGCAAAUGGCAAAGAAUUGCACAUCUCGGAAAGUGAGAAGCAACCGCCCCAAGUCUGCACAACGGUUUGCUCUGACCAUGAAAAUCUUGUCUGUGAUCUAUAAACUGGUGCAGACCAAUACCUACGCCACCAAAAGGGACAUUUUUUAUGAAAAUGUUCAGCUUUAUGGUAGCCAGACUACAGUGGACAGUAUAGUGACGGAUAUUUCCUGUAUGUUGAAGGUCCCAAGAAGAAGCUUACACAUCCUUUCCACAUCCAAGGGCUGUGUGGCCGGCAACCUCCUAUAUAUAGAGCAAGAUGGGACUAAAGUGGACUGCAGCUUUAAUACCUCGGGAGUCUUGGUGCCAUCGAACGUUGAAGGAGUCACAAACUUGAGAACCGCCGCACGCUUUGUCCUCAUUAUUGAAAAAGAUGCUACGUUCCAAAGACUUCUUGACGAUGACUUUUGUGGAAAGUGCGGUCCGUGCAUACUUAUUACGGGUAAAGGAGUCCCAGAUCUGAACACCAGACUGUUCGUACGAAAGUUGUGGGACACUUUCCAGAUCCCUAUAUUCACCUUGGUUGAUGCUGAUCCUCACGGGAUAGAGAUUAUGUGUAUCUACAAAUACGGCUCAUUGUCAAUGUCGUUUGAGGCUCAUAAUUUAACAGUCCCGUCCACCGCUUGGCUCGGCCUGCUGCCGUCUGACAUAGAAAGGUUACACGUCCCUGCAGAGGCGCUGAUACCAUUAUCUACCCUGGACCAAAGAAAGCUGCAGAGUUUACAGAAGAGGCCUUAUGUUUCCUGCCAGCCUCUGUGGAAGCAAGAGCUGGAGAUUAUGAGUUCGAGGAAAAUGAAAGCAGAAAUCCAAGUGCUGACUUCACUCUCCCCUACAUUUCUUACUAGUAUUUACUUACCCAACAAGCUGGAGUAUGGAGGAUGGAUCUGA